UCCCUGCCUCCCUCUUUUUCUCUCCUCCUCUGUCGCUCCGGGACGCCGCAGCUCCUCCUCAUCUUUCUCCUCCCAGGUCGUGAAGCAAACAAACAGCCACCAUGUCUGAGAAGAAGAUGACCUCCAGCCGCAGGCAUCACCUGAAGAGCUUGAUGCUCUCUAUCGCCGCCAACUGGCUGGCGAAUGAGAAGACUGAGCUGGUGAAGAUCAAGGAGGCCUACAUGGAAGAGAACUGUCCUCGUCCCAGCCUGAGUGGAGACCAGGCCUCGCUGAUGGAAACCUGCAAGAAGCUGCACGCUCUCAUCGACAAGAUCGACGAGGAGAGGUACGACGCCGAGGCCAAGGUCGUCAAAACCGACAAAGAGAUUGAUGACCUGAAGAUCAAAGUGGUGGACCUGGCGGGCGUGAAGAAGCCCGCCCUGAAGAAGGUGCGCAUGUCGGCCGACGCCAUGCUGAAGGCCCUGCUGGGCUCCAAGCACACGGUCAACAUGGACCUGAGGGCCAACCUGAAGCAGGUCAAGAAGGAGGUGAAAGAGGAGCCUGCGGAGGCGGUCGGCGACUGGCGUAAGAACAUUGAGGACAAGGCUGACAGGAAGAAGAUGUUCGAGACUUCCUAAAGCGCCUCUCGCUGUGCGUGCGCUCGCUCCGGGCUCCGGGCUCCGGGCUCCGGGCUCCGGGCUCCGGGCUCCGGGCUCCGGGCUCCGGGCUCUGGGCUCCGGGCUCCGGGCUCCGGGCUCCGGGCGCUUUUUAUGGAUUCACUGCCAAAAUGUCUUGUUUUUCACUGAGUGGAAAUGCUUUUUGUUUCAUUAAAUCUGUAACUUCCA
Messenger RNA from Myripristis murdjan (pinecone soldierfish), 824 nucleotides. RefSeq names its product troponin I, fast skeletal muscle-like. Gene Ontology annotation, biological process: cardiac muscle contraction; skeletal muscle contraction. The record is from RefSeq and is a predicted model, not a curated record. The coding region runs from base 102 to 617 and encodes 171 amino acids. Gene Ontology annotation, cellular component: troponin complex. Lineage: Eukaryota; Metazoa; Chordata; Actinopteri; Holocentriformes; Holocentridae. The transcript is spliced from 7 exons.